GCGGCGCUUCGGCUUGAAGGAGUCGCAGUGGUGUUAAGGCGGAAGGCCGCUGGGAAGGGCCCGCCCUUAUAGCCUCCUCCCCCCCAACCCCCCGGGUCUGCGGCUCUCUGUCCUAGAUGGACAGGGUGUGCGCCGUGGUCGGAGGCUCCCGGGGCAUCGGUAGGGCGGUGGCCCUCUUGAUGGCCCAGAGAGGCUACCGACUGGCCAUCAUCGCCCGGAAUCUGCAGGGGGCCAAAGCCGCGGCCAGGGAGCUGGGCGGAGGCCAUUUGGCAUUGAGCUGUGAUGUUGCCAAAGAACAUGAUGUUCAAAAUACAUUUGAAGAGAUAGAGAAAAAUUUAGGUCCAGUUAAUUUCUUGGUAAAUGCAGCUGGAAUUAACAGGGAUAAUCUCUUAAUAAGGGCAAAUGCUGAAGAUAUGCUAUCCCAGCUUCACACUAACCUCCUGGGCUCCAUGCUGACGUGUAAAGCUGCUGUGAAGACGAUGCUUAAACAACAGAGAGGGUCCAUUGUGAACGUGGGAAGUGUUGUUGGUUUAAAAGGCAAUUCUGGCCAGUCUGUGUACAGUGCCAGUAAAGGAGGAUUAGUUGGAUUUUCACGUGCUCUUGCUAAAGAAGUAGCAAGAAAGAAAAUUAGAGUGAAUGUAGUUGCACCAGGAUUUGUUCACACAGAUAUGACGAAAGACUUGAAAGAAGAACAUUUAAAGAAAAAUAUCCCUCUUGGGAGGUUUGGAGACCCCCUUGAUGUGGCCCAUGCAGUCGUGUUUCUUUUAGAGUCUCCGUACAUUACAGGGCACGUCCUGAUGGUGGACGGGGGCUUGCAGCUCACCAUGUAGCCCACUCACAUCACUGUUAUGAGAAUCAGAGGUACACUCUGUUAUACCUAAAUUUGCUAAUCAAACCUACUGAUGCUACAAAUGUUGAUUUCCAUCUUCACAGGAAUAUGUCUGUAAAGAACAGUGUGUGACCAGCUGUGUUUUCUAAAUGACACACAUCUUCCAGGCUGCAGCAAAAUUAGUGUACAGUCACCCCUCGGUAUCUGCAGGGGUCUGCUCCAGGAGCCCCAGAGUCUUCAGAUGUUCCAGUCCCUUACAUACAGCAGCGUCCAUAGUAUUUGCAUAUAACCUGCGUAUACUCUAAAUCACCUAAUACAGUGUAAGUGCUGUGUAAAUAAUUGAAAUACAAUGUAAACGCUAUGUAAAUAGUUGGGAUUUUUACAAUAUUUUCUGUCUGUGGUUGGUUGAAUCCAUGGAUGUGGAAGCCCUGGAUGCAGAGGGCCGACUGUAUAGAGACUUUGCAAGUGAAGUAAACAGAUGUUAUCUUAAUUUAUACAAUGUGUUGCAAAAGUGGGAAAAAUUGUUUGGUCUCAAUGUCAUUAAUGAUUUCAUUGUACCAGGCUGAAUACUCUAGAUGUUAACCUCAUGGGCCAUUGCCAAAGUAAAGAGUAUUUACAGGGCACAAGUAGGUGUCACUACCUUAGCAGCCCUGCUGGAGUUUAACAUUGUAUCCCUUUUGCCUGUGCCUUAGACAGUCAACUGUUACACAGGUUGGAAAAACAGACACAGACAUGAAUGUGGAGUCUGGUUUCUUUGAGUGGCAUUGCUCCUCCUUGAACUGCUGGGUACAAUAAACUGCAGGUACAAGUGUGGGCAGCUGACGCAUCCUGGGGAAAUUCCCAAAGAUGGUGAGGGUUAAUCCUUACUGUUUUAAUACCUGGUACAGUUGUAAGCUGCAUAGAUCUCAUCAACUUAAGAAGUGGAAGUGGUGAGGGUUUUUUUGUUUUAAUCCACAAAACACUCAGUUUAGCAGGCUAGUCAAAAACAGCAUAAGAAAUAAUAACAUUUUAAAAAUUAGAGUAUUUUGCAUUAAUGAAUAUGAUUCUUACCUGAAAUUUUAGAAAAAUUAUAAUUAUGAACAAUCAUAAAUAGCUUAAGUAACUGUGCAGUAACAAUGAGUUAAAUGUCUUUACAAGGAAUAGGUAAAGCAUCGGUCUUAAAAUGUUUGCCUGAGACUAGAGAUGAAGACAAACUGAGUGAAAACAUCAGACGACACCUCUUUUGCAUUGAUCUCUUUUGUGAGAACAGCGUGAUAAUUUUAAAUGUCAUCAGAUUCAUGUUGAUUUUUAUUAUUUUAAAAUGUUUUAAAUAUUGCAUUUUAAAAAGUAAUCUUUUUACAGUUUUAUUGGAGCUGAACAUGAUUUUAUAUAAACCGAUUAAUUUUAUAUUGAAAGUUGGUACAAAAGUAUGAAUAGGAUACAUUAAAUAAAUGCAGAGUAAUAAAAAUAAAAACAAUAAAGUCAAAUCUGUGUUCUAGAUGAAGAUUCCUGAUUCCUUAAAAAUUCUUUUAAACUGAUCUUCAGUAUAGUUUUCUUAGAGAAGUUUAUUUAGUACGUGAGAAAGCCAGUUAAGUGCGAGUAAAUUAUUAUUAAUAACCAUGGUGUCUGCCGACUGCAGACGUGAUACACAUACAGAACUGAUGAGACUCGUAGGAGAGCCGCCGUCGGGGUGGUUUCGAGCUCCUGCAGACAGAGGACGCGCCGCCGCCGGACCCCCACCCCCCUACCCCCGCAGGCCUUGCUGUGCUGGCCGCGGGCCAGCUCCCUUCUCUGACUCCUGGUGCUGCGAAGUCCGCCUCCGCUGGUGGUCUGGAAGGAAGCAGGCAUCACUGGGACAAAUGACGCUGAGGUGGGGCUUACACAUGGAUUUAACCUUCAAGUGAGUUACUGACGCGUUAAGAAAGGACCCCUUUUGAACCGUCAGCGGGCUCCUGCCCACAUCAAACUUGUUGGAAGGUGGAGCGACUUCUUAAACACGUGCAGCGAGCCUCCCCCGCACCGCAGGUAGUCUCCACCCGCUCCCAGCGCCCGGGUGGAACGUGUGGUUUCCUGCUCUCAUCCUGGUGCCGAAAUGGGUUGCCAGCUGCAGCUCAUAUUCAGAGAUUCAAGAACUUCAUGAAUUCGUAACAAGACAACUCAUCUGCAGCUGUUGUCUGCUCUUAACGGGCCAGCAAUCCAGCCUGUAUUGAGUACUUUCUAGAAAAUGGUUUAUGGUUAAAGCCAGUGUUAACAGUUUUGCAUGGAAUGUUUUUAAAUUUAUGCUUCUUUUCAUAUUCAGUUUAUAAGAGGGUUUUCAGCUGCUUUCUAAGAG
Molecule: messenger RNA, 3140 nt
Organism: Hippopotamus amphibius kiboko
Lineage: Eukaryota; Metazoa; Chordata; Mammalia; Artiodactyla; Hippopotamidae
Gene: CBR4
Product: carbonyl reductase 4
Exons: 5
Coding region: 117-830 (237 amino acids)
Biological process (GO): fatty acid biosynthetic process
Molecular function (GO): oxidoreductase activity, acting on the CH-OH group of donors, NAD or NADP as acceptor; quinone binding
Source: RefSeq, a predicted model, not a curated record